UGUCGAGCUUGACUUUUACGGCACACGCUGCACCCUUCUUUUCGCAGAAAUGACCUAAACCCAAGUUUACAUUUGAUUCUAUUCAACCCAGUGCCCUUCUAUUAGCCUACACUUACGGGAAGUGUGAUGAAGGAGCAGUUACUUUGUUGAGAUUUGACACUAGAAGCGGUAGUAGCCAAGUUAGAGUAUUUAUUGAGGGAAGCUCAUGGCGGCUGUGAGUGUGAGUAGCGGUAGUAGUGACACAUCUAACACCGGCGAAGAGGAGAGGAUGAGGCGGUUGUUUCUGACUUGCGACGGCGACGGUGAUGGAUACAUCAACAGGAAUGACCUGCUGAUGGUGUGCAGACAGCUUAACAUGGAGGAGUCUGUGGCAGAGAUCAUGGGCCAGCUGGGAGCAGAUGAGCGAGGCAAGAUUUCCUUCGAGGAUUUCACCCGCUGCCGCAUGCAGCUCGUCAACGAGAUCCGCAAGGAAGAGGGCGAGCUCUCCCAACGCUCCCAGGACUCUGAAACUAGGAAGCUCAGGGAACACAACGCCUCUUGGCCAACCAGCAGUGAGAACAGCCUGGGGACCCUGUCAGGGGCCAGAGAGAGCUGGGAGUACGACUCUGGGGCCAGGGACCUCCAGAGUCCAGACAUCCAGCCUCAGCAAACACAGACCCAGCAGCAGCCAGCCAUCCUCCAGAAGGUCCUGGAACCGCCUGGGACUGUCCUAGAACAGCAGGCUGCCCUUCAUAUGCUCCUCUCCCAGACCAGCGCCCGCUGUGCCCCCCUGGGGGGAAAUUACCUGGAGCUGGCCAACACACUCCAGCUGACAGCCCUGGCCUCGUGGAAGGGGGACUUAGUGGAGCUGAACAAGCGGCUGGUGCAGACGGAGAGAGAAAGAGAGCUUCUAGAGAAGAGACUGGCCAAAGCACAGUGUGAGCAGUCCUAUCUGAUGCGGGAGCAUGAGGACGUUCAGGAGCGGACCACCCUACGAUACGAGGAGAGGAUCACAGAGCUACACAGCAUCAUCGCUGAGCUCAACAAGAAGAUAGACCUGCUACAAGGCACUACCAUCAGGGAGGAGGAUGAGUUUUCGGAGCUGCGUUCGGAGCUCAGCCACAGCCAGCACGAGGUCAACGAGGACGGACGCAGCAUCGACCAGGACGUGGCCUCCGUCUCACUGGCUGAAAACCACUCCACCCUGGCGACCGCCAACAUGGACAACUGCAGUGACCUGAACUCAGAGCUGCAGCGGGUUCUGACGGGGUUGGAGAGCGUGCUGUGUGGGAGGAAGAAGAGCACAUGCAGCCUGUCUGUGGCCGAGGUGGACCGCCAGAUAGAGCAGCUGACCACCGCCAGCCAACACUGUGACCUUGCCAUCAAGACGGUGGAGGAGAUCGAGGGGGCCUUGGGCCGGGACUUCUACCCCAGCCUGUCGGAGGAGCGUAUGCACUGGCAGAAGGAGCUGGCCGGCCUGAGGGAAGAGAACGAGAGCCUGACGGCCAUGCUGUGCUCCAAGGAGGAGGACCUAAACCGCACCAAGGCCACCAUGAACGCCAUCCGGGAAGAACGUGACCGCUUGAGGCGACGGGUGCGGGAGCUGCAGACGCGUCUCCAGAGCUCCCAGCCUGCAGGCCUUUCCAGCCCCGGGCGUCUCACCCCCGCCUCUCGUCCAAUCAACCCCAGCACUGGGGAACUCAGCACCAGCAGCAGCAGUAACGACAUACCUGUGGCCAAGGUGGCGGAGCGGGUGAAACUGUCUAAAACCAGGUCGGAGUCUUCCUCCACCGAGAGGCCUGUUCUGGGAUCAGAGAUCAGCAGCAUCGGGGUAUCCAGUAAUGUGGCGGAGCACUUGGCACACUCCCUCCAGGACUGCUCCAACAUCCAGGAGAUCUUCCAGACCCUCUACUCCCACGGAUCAGCCAUCUCUGAGAACAAGAUCAAGGAGUUUGAGGUGGAGACGGAGAGACUUAACAGCCGUAUCGAGCACCUGAAGUCUCAGAAUGACCUCUUGACCAUCACGUUGGAGGAGUGUAAGGGCAACGCAGAGAGGAUGAGCAUGCUGGUCGGCAAAUAUGAGUCCAACGCUACCGCCCUACGACUGGCACUGCAGUACAGUGAACAGUGUAUAGAGGCCUAUGAGCUGCUGUUGACGCUGGCGGAGAGUGAACAGAGUCUGGUACUGGGCCAGUUCAGAGCUGCCGGAGUGGGCGACGUAGGCGAGAAGUUGGGAGAGGAGAGCAUCACUCAAAUCCUGAAGAGGGCCCAUGACUGCAGGAAGACUGCAGAGAAUGCAGCCAAGGAUCUUCUGGGCAGGCUGGAUGGUAGCUGUGGAGCCGCUUUCGCUGUGACUGGCUGCAGUGUUCAACCAUGGGAGAGCCUGUCCUCCAAUAGUCACACUAGCACCACCAGUUCCACGACCAGCUCGUGCGACACAGACUUCUCCAAGGAGGACGAACAGCGACUGAAAGACUACGUGCAGCAGCUAAAGAAUGACCGUGCGGCAGUCAAACUGACCAUGCUGGAGCUAGAGAGCGUUCACGUCGACCCCCUCAGCCUUGAGGUCAAGCCACGGGGAGACACGCACCGUCUGGACCUGGAGAACGCUGUGCUGAUGCAGGAGCUCAUGGCUAUGAAGGAGGAGAUGGCGGAGCUGAAGGCCCAGCUCUACCUGCUGGAGAAGGAGAAGAAGGCGGUGGAGCUGCGGCUGAGCACGCGGGAGGCCCAGGAGCAGGCUUACCUGGUGCACAUCGAGCACCUCAAGGCCGAAGUGGAGGAGCAGCAGGAGCAGCGCAGGAGAUCCCUCAGCUCCACUGGGAGUAGUAGUAAAGACAAGAGCCAAGCCGCUAAGGAUUGUGGAGACUCUCCGGCCAUCAGCCUAUCAGACCUGAGGACACUGAAUGAUAGCGACCUGGCAGCAGAGCUCACCAACGCACUGAGACGGGAGAAGAAGCUAAAGGGGCGUGUCCAGGAGCUAGUGGCAGCGCUGGAAAGACUAACCAAGAGUAGCGAGGUCCGCCACCAGCAGAGUGCCGAGUUCGUCAACGAUCUGAAACGGGCAAACAGUAACCUGGUGGCUGCAUAUGAGAAGGCCAAGAAAAAGCACCAGGGUAAGCUGAAAAAGCUGGAGGCUCAGAUGAUGGCCAUGGUGGAGCGCCACGAGACACAGGUUCGCAUGCUCAAACAACGCAUCGCCCUGCUGGAGGAGGAAAACUCACGUCCACACACCAAUGAGACCUCCCUAUGAGAACUGAUGAGACAUCCCUAUCAGAACUCACAAGGCAUCACUAUGAGAACUCACCAGACGUCGCUUCAGAAACUCACCAGACGUCGCUUCAGAAACUCACCAGACGUCGCUUCAGAAACUCACCAGACGUCGCUUCAGAAACUCACCAGACGUCGCUUCAGAAACUCACCAGACGUCGCUUCAGAAACUCACCAGACGUCGCUUCAGAAACUCACCAGACGUCGCUAUGAGAACUCACCAGACGUCGCUAUGAGAACUCACCAGACGUCGCUUCAGAAACUCACCAGACGUCGCUAUGAGAACUCACCAGACGUCGCUUCAGAAACUCACCAGACGUCGCUAUGAGAACUCACGAGAACUCAUCACAAUGAGAGAUACAUCACUGUGAGAACUUGCAGCCAAAACUCACAGCGCCACACCAACAGGACCUCCGGGUGAGCAACGCAAGGAGACUUCAUGUCCACAUUAUUAUAUGAAACAUCAUUACGAGCAUCGGUUAGAGGAGGGGACAAGGGAAUGGCUGGUAUGUGUGUGUGCUGAGAAUGUAAGCUUUCCCUACCAACCCAUAGACACCCUGCAGUCCUAUUCGGCACAUACACGUGGGGAGGACACUCUGCGGUGAUAGCUGCAAGUUCAUUGGCCAGCAGAUGGACAGGUAAAACUGUCAGGACCAAUUGGAGUUGACGCUACAAAUGACAGCUUUCAAUCAUAUCUGCAGAACGACACAUUUUGUUUACCACAGAAACCGGUAGAGGAAAAGUGUCAUUUAAUAUUUUUUGAGAGGAGCACUAUAAGUAAGCAAUAAGGCACCUCAGGUGGUUUGGGGAAUACGGUCAACAUACCACGGCUAAAGGCUGUUCUUAUGCACGACGCAUGGUGGAGUGCCUGGAUACAGCCCUUAGACGUGGCAUAUUGGCCAUAUACCACAAACCCCAGAGGUGCCUUAUUGCUAUUAUAAACUGGUUACCAAUGUAAUUAGAGCUGUAAAAAAAAAAAAAUGUUUUAUACAUACCACAGCUGUCAGCCAAUCAGCAUUCAGGGCUCUAACCACCCAGUUUAUAAUAUAAACUAACUAUCCUUACUGGCAAAUUAUUAACUAUUAUCUCCCAGUUUAUUUCAAAUGUUAGCUUUGAUUUGGUAGCCUUUUUGUUAUUUUCGAUUUUUAACUGCAAAUUAUUUUUGAAAUUAUUUUUUAUCAAUGUUGCCAUUUAGAGUUAUUCCAUUUGUUGCCAUUUAGAAAUAUUUCUGGUGAUUCCCUUUUAAGGAAUAACUUUCUUUCAGCUCUACUUAGCAACUUCCCAGUUUUCAGUCUACAAAGUACACUCUGCCAUAGUGAAGACUUACUGAACACAUGGGCUCUAUUCACUCAAACCUGGGUUUGAUGUCUGGAUAUCUUAAAAACAUUAUUAUUCUUGCACUGUUAGAAUGUUUCAUUUUUUUUAUUCAGUCAGUGUAAAAUCAAAAUAAAUGCAAACGCAUCUUACUUAACCCCGCACAGGAAAAAUGUUUGUAUUUCACGUAACCGGCAAACCUGCUUCUGAGGUUUGAUUGGAUAGGGCCCUAAGUCAAUACCUCAAAUUGCGCAAAAUGUCCUUCCAAUAUGAAUGCCAUUGUUUCAGGUUCAGACUUCAACUAUACAGCAGUGAAUCACAAGAGACUGUAGUAGGUGUGUGCACAUGGAGGGGAGAUGACAAUAGGGGUGUGUGCACAUGGAGGGGAGAUGACAAAAGGGGUGUGUGCACAUGGAGGGGAGAUGACAAUAGGGGUGUGUGUGUGUGAGGAGAGAGAAAAGGGUAGAGUGUGUAAGAAUGUUUAAAGCAGCGAUCCAGAUGAUUCAUUUUGUCAUCCCCUUCAUGAACACAGAUUUGUUGCACACACACAAACAUCCUCUCCGGCCAAAGCACUUUUCACUUCCCGCUGGACAAUAACACCACAUUGCCUUGUUGAGGACUCUUUGUUUUUCUGCAAGACUUAAACCCGGACCUCCAAUGUUAACCAAUGGCUGCUUUUCUCUCUGUCUCUCUCUCUGUCUCUCUCUCUGUCUCUGUGUGUGUGUUUUGGGACGAGAGAAAAACAUACUUACUAUUCUAUAGCAAUCUGAGAUGCUGCAUUCUCACUCUACUUGACUGCUGUUCCGUUCAACAUCACUACUGUUGCUAGCUACUAUAAAUCGGCUUAAACCGGGAGCCUAGCACCCAGGUGACACCCAUGUUUCUAGAUAACCAUCAGUAGCUUGGUAUACAGAUGUUUUGAUUAGGCAGGGGUGGAUCAAUUCCAUCUAAUUCAUUUAAUUUGGAAAAUUGUCAUUGACAAUAUUUUGCUUCAAUUCAUUAACCAACUUUCUAUUGAAUUCCUGAGUUUGAAUGUAUUAACCCCAGUCCUGCUGUUUGGUAAGAUUCACUGCUAAAGCAAGCACUGGUGUGUAGACAAGUAUAGGAGUGAUGUAAUUUCCUCUCAAUAAACCGUCAUAGUUAUGACUUAUCUCACAAAUACAGUCAGUACCUGUAUUUUGUUUCUGUUAUGCUUCUCAGGCAUACAACGCAAGUGAAUCUGGAGCUCCAGUGGAGUGGUUGGUCUCAUCUUCUGUUCUGUGAAUGAGACAAGACGGGUUAGGGGGAAGGGCAAAGUUAGGGGGUUGGGGGUAAGGAAGGUGGGUUGGCAAACAAAUGACCUUAUUUGCACAGAUCUGUUUUGGAAUCAAAUCUUGGCAAUCGUUGUUUUGUUGAUUUUCAAGAGGUUGUAUUUGUUUAUAUAAUAAAGUAAUAAACCAAUUUAAAUAAA
Molecule: messenger RNA, 6010 nt
Organism: Oncorhynchus masou masou (cherry salmon)
Lineage: Eukaryota; Metazoa; Chordata; Actinopteri; Salmoniformes; Salmonidae
Product: colorectal mutant cancer protein-like
Exons: 19
Coding region: 206-3229 (1007 amino acids)
Molecular function (GO): calcium ion binding
Source: RefSeq, a predicted model, not a curated record